Molecule: messenger RNA, 2114 nt
Organism: Belonocnema kinseyi
Lineage: Eukaryota; Metazoa; Arthropoda; Insecta; Hymenoptera; Cynipidae
Gene: Qbp-1
Exons: 4
Coding region: 16-660 (214 amino acids)
Source: RefSeq, a predicted model, not a curated record
CAUAUUAAUGGAGAAAUGGAUGUCAAUCAAGAAAGCCUUUGGACUAACAGGACCAGACGGAAAAGACGGACGUCAAUGGGGAGAUUCGCAUGGCAACCCUCAUCCUUUAGGGAAUCAGGGAUUCUCCGCGGGGUAUAUAACACCUCGAGCUUCACUCCUUUGGUCACAUUAAUUUUCCAGAGUUCAGAAGGAUACCUUAAGGACUAUUUUCAUCAUCAAAUUCAAAAUUUACUAUCCGCAAUCAGCAAGGUUCAGGAUUUAAAACCAGAUAUUCCGAACAAGAGGAUGGCCAUUCAAAGUGUAGGCGCUUUCCUAUUGGUCACAGUCCUUCCUUUAUGCAUUGCUUAUCCGUCGAUAAGGGAUCGAGAGGAAGAGAGAAUCGUAUGUGAAACUUGUGGCAAUGAUUGCGACAAGUGCAAAUUUGGUAUCAGCUUUUCAUCCCUGUGCGAAGUUUUGCAAUGUCGCAGAGGUCCUGGUGAGAUAUGUGGGGGGUAUGACGACAAAUAUGGAAUGUGUGGAGAUGGUCUCACCUGCCACUGCAAUAAAUGUGUUGGUUGUAGUACUGACCUUCUCGAGUGCUACACCAACAGUUGUCUACCCCAUACUGAAAUUCAACUUUCUCAUCCUAACCAUUUCAACGGGCUUGUCCUCGGGAAGUAACCGGGAAAUCAUCCAACAACACUAGGCAUACCCAAAUUCGUCCUAUUUAUUUCAUUCCAUGAAAGAGAUCUCAUUAGGUAGACUGCUCGAAAAUUGUGAUAAGCGUUCUUAAUUUAAAAUAACUCAUUUCAAUCAGAUCUAUGUAUGUAAAUUAAUUCUUGGGGUAUGAGAGAAUUUAAAAGCUUUCUAAUUAAUUGGUAAAUAUUCAUUUUUAUCCUAAACGUUAAGAUUUCUCCAUUAUUAUUUGCAUUCUUAAUUAGUUUUGCAAGAAGAAUAAUUAUACUGGGAUAAUAAUCAGCUUUGGUCAAAUUUUGCUUUUUGAAUUUCCCGGGCGGUUUUAAGUUACACGUCUCGCCACUAGAUGUCAGAUAUACGUUUCUCACAAGUGCAGAAACUCAGAUUCUUAAGUUAUUCAUUUUUGGACGUUUGAUCUGUCUUUUAAAUAAUAAAGAUAAGUCAAAGAACCGAAUGACUUUUUAAAUUAAAAAUCUGAAAAAACUGUAAAUUUUCUCUUAAACUCUAGAAAAAAAAAAUUGUCGCUUGGAGUGCUGGCUGUGAGUACAAGUUGAUAUCUCGGGGAAUCCCGAGAAACGUCGACAGUCCAUCGAACUGGUUUAGUAAAAUUCUGCGAUUCCGGUGGCGAAUCAGUUGGACUUUAGCAAGAGGCGACAGACGCAGAUAAAGUUAAUGAAUAUUUGCUAAUUAACUUUUAUCGGAAAUUGACACUCGAUUCGACUUAUUACGACGAAAAGUUAAGAAUUUCCAAGUAAUCGUCGCCUGUUUUCGUACGACUGAAUUUCCCGAUUCUUGAAAAUUCGACAAAUUCAAUUCAAAUUUUCGCGCAUAAUUUCGAAUUGGCAGCAUUGCUGCAUUCAAUCGGCGGGAAAUUCAAAUUUAUAAAUCGGGAUUUUACGCAAUUUAGAUUUAUGAUGUAUGUUUUUUUCUUUUGACCCCUCUGCGCUUAUUUAGAGAUACUGAAUGUUUAUCUGAGAGAAAGAGAGAGAAAGAGACCAAUAAUAGCGUGCUCGAUUAUAAAAAAAAGUAUUUUGGCCUAUAAUCACUCUUAAAUUUUUCUUUAGGCAGUUUUUUGAUUUUUGAUAAAUAAUGAAUAUUUAAAUUAGUAUAAUAACUGAGCCAUGAAGUAGGGAAAUUGUAUGUUUUAAUUGUAGAUUGGUAUCGAACUAAGUUGUAAUUUAAUUAUGUUUGUUUAUUAGAAAUUUUAAAUUGAAAUUUAACUCGAAUUAAAAUUUGUUAGAACACUCUAGUAUGUUAAGUAAUUCAGUAUUGCUUGCAUUGAAAGUUAAGCCAGCUGUAUACUUGUAUUUAUUUGUUUACUAGUCAGCCAGUGUGCAUUUAGGGAAAAAAUGUGUUUUUUGAAAUAGAGAAUGAGAUCAGUUAGCUAAUUUAUGGCUUAUUGUAUUGAAUUGUGAAAAUAAAAUCUGACGUGCUGAUAU